Molecule: messenger RNA, 1291 nt
Organism: Prunus avium (sweet cherry)
Lineage: Eukaryota; Viridiplantae; Streptophyta; Magnoliopsida; Rosales; Rosaceae
Source: RefSeq, a predicted model, not a curated record
ACAAAGUGGGUUAUGGCAGGGGCUUUAUUCUUUCACGCCCAACAAACAACGAACGAACGAACGCUACUCUAUCAGCCUCCGAUCGUCGAUCUUCGACUCUCUCUCUCUUACCACAGCCAAGAGCAACGCCAUCGCUGUAAACGUCUGCGUAUGUUCAUGGACACGGGAGAAUUUUCUGACAAACGUAGAAUUGUAGCAACUUUUUAUCUACUUGGAGCUUGAUCGCUCUCUAGAUUUGUGCGGGGAUGAAAGAUUGGAAGUUUCUGAUAAAAAUGUCACUAAAAGAAAGCUUAGAAAGAUUUAAGAAGCAGCAAGAGAAGUGCCAGACAACCCUUUCCAGCAUUGCCUCUACCAAAGCUGCGGCAGCUCCAAGACCCGCUCCUGCAGCAGCUAGGGCUCCUCCUCCAGCUGUCAAAUUUUCAAAUGAUACCGAGAGACUCCAACAUAUUAAUAGCAUCCGGAAAGGCCCUGUUGGAGCUCAGAUCAAGCGUGUUAUAGACCUGCUGUUGGAGACAAGGCAAGCCUUUACGCCGGAGCAAAUUAAUGAAGCAUGUUAUGUUGAUGCGAAUGCUAACAAAGCUGUCUUUGACAGUCUGAGGAAUAACCCAAAAGUUUAUUAUGAUGGGAGACGCUUCUCUUAUAAGUCCAAGCAUAAUGUCACGGAUAAAAACCAGCUUCGUUCUUUAAUACGGAAAUAUCCAGAGGGCAUAGCUGUCAUUGAUCUCAAGGAUGCAUACCCGAAUGUGAUGGACGAUUUGCAGGCUUUGAAAGCUGCAGGUGACAUCUGGCUGCUUUCAAACUUUGAUUCACAAGAGGACAUAGCAUAUCCAAAUGACCCCAGGUUGCCUGCGAUGAAUGUUGAUGAUGAGCUUAAGGUGCUCUUUAGGUCGAUUGAAUUACCUCGUGAUAUGAUUGACAUCGAGAAAGAACUCCAGAAGAAUGGGAUUAAGCCGGCCACGGAUACUGCAAAGAGGAGGGCCUUGGCACAGAGUCAAGGCAUUCCUAACAAAGCCAAACCCAAGAAGAAGAAGCAUGAGAUCAGCAAGAGGACAAAGCUUACAAACGCCCAUCUUCCGGAGCUAUUUUCCAGACCCUAAAAAGUUAGGUGAAGCUGCUAUGUCUGCAAGAUGUUAUGGAUGUAUGCAGAUUGUACAAAACAUAUUGGAAGACAGAUAAGAUAGCCCAAAAAAUGUACUUGAAAUAUCCGCUAUGUUUUUGGCUCCGAAAUGCCAGUUUGAGGAUUAAAUUUGUUCUUAUCAAAUGCUUUGAUAUAGGAACCUGAAAUUUCUAC